Molecule: messenger RNA, 7513 nt
Organism: Poecile atricapillus (Black-capped chickadee)
Lineage: Eukaryota; Metazoa; Chordata; Aves; Passeriformes; Paridae
Gene: CHD8
Product: chromodomain helicase DNA binding protein 8
Exons: 39
Coding region: 532-7452 (2306 amino acids)
Molecular function (GO): ATP binding; ATP-dependent chromatin remodeler activity
Source: RefSeq, a predicted model, not a curated record
CUAAAUUCUCAUUUUUUGGGAUUUGGACCCCCCAAAUCCCCAUUUUUUUGGGAUUGGGACCCCCCAAAUCCCCAUUUUUUUGGGUUCCAGACCCCCCAAAUCCCCAUUUUUUGGGUUCCAGACCCCCCAAAUCCCCAUUUUUUGGGUUCCAGACCCCCCAAAUCCCCAUUUUUUGGGUUCCAGACCCCCCAAAUCCCCAUUUUUUGGGUUCCAGACCCCCCAAAUUCCCAUUUUUUUGGGGUGACACCUCCCAAAAUCCUGGUUUUUUGGGGGUAACACCUCCCAAAUUCCCGUUUUUCGGGGUCAAGACCCCCUAAAUUCCCAUUUUUUGGGUCCAGGACCCCCGAAAUUCCCAUUUUUUCAGGGUAACACCCCCCAAAUUCUCAUUUUUUUGGGGUGACACCCCCCAAAUCCCCGUUUUUUUGGGAUUGGGACCCCCCAAAUCCCCAUUUUUUGGGUUCCAGACCCCCCAAAUCCCCAUUUUUUUGGGAUUGGGACCCCCCCAGUCCCCGUUUUUGGGGGUCCCCCGCCAUGGCUGACCCCAUGCUGGAGCUCUUUGACGACCCCCACCUGUUCGGGCUGGAGCCCCUCCCCCCCGAGGAGGAGCUGGGCCCCGCCCCCGCCCCUCCCCCCACCCCGGGGGACCCCCUGGCCGAGGCUUUGGGGCUCUCGGGGAUCGUCAUCCUCAAAGCCCCGCCCCCCUCGGGCCCCGCCCCGGCCCCGCCCAACGGGGGCAGAGCCGCCCUGGCCAAGGUGCUGGGGGGAGGGGCCAAGGGGGGCGUGGCCGCGGCGGGGGGAGGGGGAGGGGCAGGGGGAGGGGGAGGGGCCCGGCAGGUGAAGCAGCUCCUGCUGCAGCCCCUGAAGAGCGGGGGGACCCCGGGGACCCCCCUGAAACCCGGCCUGAGCCUGGGGACGGCGCAGGGUGACUCCAAGCGCAUCACCCUGGUGCUGCAGCAGCCGGCGGGCGCGGCAGCGGCGGCGGCGGCGGCGGCGGCGGCACCGGGCCAGCGCCACGUGGUGCUGGGAGCCCUGCCCGGCAAACUCCUGCUGCAGACCGGCACCGGCACCGGCACCGGCGCCGCCAAAACCACACCCGGCACCACCGGCACCGCCGGCCCCGCCAAGGUGGUGACCAUCCAGCUGCAGGUGCAGCCCCCCGGAGCCCCCGGAGCCCCCCAGAAGAUCCAACUGAUCCAGCAGGCGGGGGCGGCGCCCCUGGGCGUGGCUCAGGUGCCACAGGUGCUGGGAGGGGCCGGGCAGAGGCUGACGGUGCCGCUCAAGGUGGUGCUGCAGCCACAGGCCGGCUCCUCUGCGGGCGGCUCCUCGGCCGGGCUCUCGGUGGUGAAGGUGCUGAGCGGCGCCGAGGUGACGUCACCGGUGCCGCCACCGCCAUCCUCCUCAUCAUCCUCAUCGUCACCGCGCGGCGCCGCGGAGGAGAGCCGCAAGCUGGAGCACCAGAAGAAGCAGGAGAAGGCCAAUCGCAUCGUGGCCGAGGCCAUCGCCCGCGCCCGCGCCCGCGGCGAGCAGAACAUCCCCCGCGUGCUCAACGAGGACGAGCUGCCCAGCGUCCGGCCCGACGACGACGGCGAGCGCCGGCGGCGCCGAAAGGGAGCGGGAGCGGCCGGAGAGCGCGGCGGCGCCAAGGAGGAGCGGCCGCGGCGCGGGAAGGGACAGGGAGGAGGGAAGAGCAAGGCCAGGGGCAAGGCCAGCACCAUCACGCCGGUGGUGGGGAAGAAGCGCAAGCGCAACGCGUCCUCCGACAACUCCGACUCGGAGCUGCUCCCGGCGCCGUCCCCGCGCCGCGACGACGACAGCGGCAACGGCGUGCAGAAGCGGCGCUCCAACCGGCAGGUGAAGCGCAAGAAGUACACGGAGGACCUGGACAUCAAGAUCACGGACGAUGAGGAGGAUGAAGAGCUGGACGUGACGGGGCCGGCGCGGCCGGAGCAGCCGCCGGCGCCGCCGCCCCCCGAGCCCGACGGCGACGCCCUGCCCUCCAUGCAGUUCUUCGUGGAGAACCCGAGCGAGGAGGACGCGGCCAUCGUGGACAAGGUCCUGUCCAUGCGGGUGGUCAAGAAGGAGCUGCCGUCGGGACAGUUGGUGGAGUCCGAGGAGUUCUUCGUCAAGUACAAGAACUACUCGUACCUGCACUGCGAGUGGGCGACGAUCGCGCAGCUGGAGAAGGACAAGAGGAUCCACCAGAAACUCAAACGCUUCAAGACCAAAAUGAACCAAAUGCGGCAUUUCUUCCACGAGGAUGAGGAACCUUUCAACCCCGAUUAUGUGGAGGUGGAUCGGAUCCUGGACGAGUCGCACAGCGUGGACAAGGACAACGGCGAGCCUGUGGUGUAUUACCUGGUCAAGUGGUGCUCGCUGCCGUACGAGGACAGCACCUGGGAGCUGCAGGAGGACGUGGACGAGGCCAAGAUCGCCGAGUUCAAACGGAUCCAGGCGCGGCACCCCGAGCUCAAGAGACAGCCACGCCCGCAGGCCGGGGCCUGGAAGAAGCUGGAGGCGUCUCACGAGUACAAGAACCACAAUCGGCUGCGGGAAUAUCAGCUGGAAGGGGUUAACUGGCUGCUGUUCAACUGGUACAACAGGCAGAACUGCAUCCUGGCGGACGAGAUGGGUCUGGGCAAGACGAUCCAGUCGAUCGCGUUCCUGCAGCAGGUGCACGGCGCCGGCGUGCGCGGCCCUUACCUGGUGAUCGCGCCGCUCUCCACCAUCGCCAACUGGGAGCGCGAGUUCGGCACCUGGACCGGCCUCAACACCAUCGUCUACCACGGCAGCCUGGCCAGCCGGCAGAUGAUCCAGCAGUACGAGAUGUACUGCAAGGACAGCAAGGGCCGGCUGAUCCCAGGUGCGUACAAGUUCGACGCCCUGAUCACCACCUUUGAGAUGAUCCUGUCCGACUGUCCCGAGCUGCGCGAGGUGCAGUGGCGCUGCGUGGUCAUCGACGAGGCGCACCGGCUGAAGAACCGGCACUGCAAACUGCUGGACAGCCUCAAACACAUGGACCUGGAGCACAAGGUGUUGCUGACAGGUACACCUCUCCAGAACACCGUUGAAGAACUGUUCAGUCUCCUGCACUUCCUGGAACCCGCCCGCUUCCCCUCCGAGGCCGAGUUCCUCAAGGACUUCGGGGACCUGAAAACCGAGGAGCAGGUGCAGAAGCUGCAGGCGCUGCUGAAGCCGAUGAUGCUGCGGCGGCUGAAGGAGGACGUGGAGAAGAACCUGGCCCCCAAGCAGGAGACCAUCAUCGAGGUGGAGCUGACCAACGCGCAGAAGCGGCUGUACCGCGCCAUCCUGGAGCGCAACUUCGCUUACCUGGCCAGGGGGGCGGGGCACGGCAACGUCCCCAACCUGCUCAACACCAUGAUGGAGCUGCGCAAGUGCUGCAACCACCCCUACCUCAUCAAUGGAGCGGAGGAGCAGAUCGUGGCGGAGCUGCGGGCGUCGCUGCCGUCGCCGGCGCCGCCGGACCUGGCGCUGCAGGCCCUGGUGCGCUCGGCCGGGAAGUUGGUGCUGCUGGACAAGCUCCUGCCCCGCCUGCGCGCCGGGGGACACAAGGUGCUGGUCUUCUCCCAGAUGGUGCGCUGCCUGGACAUCCUGGAGGACUACCUCAUCCAGAAACGGUACCCGUACGAGCGCAUCGACGGGCGUGUCCGGGGGAACCUGCGUCAGGCGGCCAUCGACCGUUUCAGCCGGCCGGACUCGGACAGGUUCGUGUUCCUGUUGUGCACCCGCGCCGGGGGCCUGGGCAUCAACCUGACGGCUGCAGACACCUGCAUCAUCUUCGACUCGGACUGGAACCCCCAGAACGACCUGCAGGCGCAGGCGCGGUGUCACCGCAUCGGGCAGAGCAAGGCGGUGAAGGUGUACCGCCUCAUCACCCGCAACUCCUACGAGCGCGAGAUGUUCGACAAGGCCAGCCUGAAACUGGGGCUGGACAAAGCCGUGCUGCAGUCGAUGAGCGGCCGCGAGGGCAGCAUCGCUGGGAUCCAGCAGUUCUCCAAGAAGGAGAUCGAGGACCUGCUGCGCAAGGGCGCCUACGCCGCCAUCAUGGACGAGGACGACGAGGGCGCCAAGUUCUGCGAGGAGGACAUCGAGCAGAUCCUGCUGCGGAGGAGCACCACCAUCACCAUCGAGAGCGAGGGCAAGGGCUCCACCUUCUCCAAGGCCAGCUUCGUGGCGUCCGAGAACCGCACGGACAUCGCGCUGGACGACCCCAACUUCUGGCAGAAGUGGGCGAAGAAAGCUGACCUGGACCUGGAGCUGCUCAACAGCAAGAACACGCUGGUCAUCGACACGCCGCGUGUCCGGAAGCAGACGCGUCACUUCAGCACGCUGAGGGACGAUGACCUGCUGGACUUCUCCGAGCUGGACAGCGACGACGAGCCCGACCGGCCGCGGCCACGCCGCGGUCACCACCACGCCGGACACCACGCCGGGCACCACCACGCCGCCGCCGGACACCACGGACAGCACGGACAUCACCACGGCUCCGGCCACCACGGCCACGUCCAGCAGCAGCCGCCGCAGCCCCCCCAGCAGCAGCAGGGUUUGGUCACUCCGGUCACUCCGGCCGCUCCGGCCGCUCCGGCCGCGCCCCAGCCCUUCGGGAGGAGCGAGUGCGUCCGGGUGGAGAAACACCUGAUGGUCUUCGGGUGGGGCCGGUGGAGGGAACUGACCGCCCAGCCGCGCUGCCCACGCCGCCUGUCCGAGCGCGAGGCCGAGCGCUUGAGCCGCGCCAUCGUCCUGCUCUGCCUGCGCCACUUCCGGGGGGACGCGGGGACCCGGGCGUUCGCCUGCGGGCUGCUGGCCGGAGAGCGCGGGUCGCCGUCGGCUCCGCGGGGCCGGAAGGGGAAGAAGGCCCAGAAGGUUCCGGAAGCCGCGGAGUGGCUGCGGCGCCACGAGCCCGAGGGGCUCCUGCCGGACGAGAGCUUCCGGAAACAUCUGCGGCACCACAGCGCCAGGAUCCUGCUGCGGGUGAGGACUCUGCAUUUCCUGCGCCACGAGGUCAUCGGGGACGAGGCCGAGAAGGUUCUGGCCGGGGCCAGCGCCAGCGAUGUCCACAUCUGGUUCCCGCUGCUGGAGCAGCUGGAGGUGCCCUCGGCCUGGUGGGACCCCGAGGCCGACAAAUCUCUGCUGCUCGGGGUCUUCAAGCACGGGUACGGCAGGUAUCACAGCAUGCGCGCAGACCCCGCUCUCUGUUUCCUGGCCAAGGCCGGGGGUCCCGACACCGCGGCUCUGGCGGCCGAGCAGCGCCUGGAGGGGCCCGAGGGGGCGGAUUUCGACAGAGACCCCGAGGACCCCGAGUACAAACCCCUGCAGGGGGGCGGCGAGGAGAGUGACCCCCUGGCCGCGCUGGACGAGGAGAUCUCGGUGGUGGACGGCGACGAAGCCCCCCCGGCUCCCCCGGGCUCGUGGCCGGCGGCGUCGGCGCUGACCGCGCGCUUCCGGCGCCUGAUGGGGGCGGCUCAGAGGGGCCGGGACCCCCCCCCGGAGCCCCCCCGGGACCGGGAGCGGGAGCGGCACCGGGACCCCCCCGGCGAGCGCCGGCGCCCGCGCCGCGACAAGCAGCAGCGCUGGACCCGGCGGGAACAGGCCGAUUUCCUGCGCGUGGCCUCCACCUUCGGGGUGGAGCUGGAGCCGGGCUCGGGCCGGUUCCGCUGGGGAAGGUUCCGGGCCUUGGCCAACCUGGAGCGGCGCUCGGACGAGGACCUGACGCGCUUCUACCACGGCUUCGUGGCCAUGUGCCGGCAGGUGUGCCGCCUGCCGCCGGCUCCCGGCGAUGUGCCGCCCCCACUGUCUCCUCCUCCUCUCCCGGUGCCCCCAGCCCUGGCUCUGCGCUGCCUGCGCCGUCUGGCUCUGCUCCGGUGUCUCCGGGAGCGCGUUUUGCCGCACCCGGCGCUGCCGGCGCUGCUGAACCCAAAUUACCCAAAUUCACCUGUUUUUACCCCGUUUUCUCUCUCACAUGCCACCCCCGCUGUCCCCUCCUCCUCUCCCGGUCCCUCCAGCCCUGGCCCUGCGCUGCCUGCGCCGUCUGGCUCUGCUCCGGUGUCUCCGCGAGCGCGUUUUGCCGCACCCAAAUUGCCCAAAUUCACCUGUUUUUACCCCAAUUUCUCUCUCACAGUGCCGCCCCCACUGUCUCCUCCUCCUCUCCCGGUGCCCCCGGCUCUGGCUCUGCGCUGUCUGCGCCGUCUGGCUCUGCUCCGGUGUCUCCGCGAGCGCGUUUUGCCGCACCCGGCGCUGCCGGCGCUGCUGGCGCGGUUGCCGCCCCCCGGCUCGCUGCUGCCGCCCUGGUGGCUGCCGGGGGCGCACGACGCCGAGCUGCUGCGGGCGGCCGCGCGCCACGGCCUGCGGGGGGCGCUGCUGCGCGCCGCCGUACGGCACCGCCGGCGCCGCGGUGACGUCACCGCCGGGGACAGCAACGACGACACCGGGGACAACACCGGGGACAACAACAACAACAAUGGGGGGCUCGUCCGGGACAGCAACAACAACAACACCGGGGGGCUCGUCCGGGACAACAACGACAGCGAGAGAGGGGAGAUGGAGGAGGAGCAACAACCGGACACGGGGGGCCCGGAGCCGCUGGAGGCCGAGGAUGAGGACGAGGAUGAGGAGGAGGAAGAGGACGAAGAGGAGGAGGGGGAGGGGGAGGACGAUGAGGAUUCCCCUCCCCCCUCGGGCGAGGGCGGCUCCCCCAAACCGCCCCUCCCCCACCCCGCGCCGGCGGGGGGACCCCAAAAUCUGCUCUGCUGGCCCAAGGACCGGGCUCUGAUCCGGAGGCUGGACCUGAUCUGCCGGGCGGUGCUGACGGCGGGGGAGGGGCUGCCCCCCCCGCAGGAUUUCGGGGGGGUCCCGGGGGGGCUCCCGGAGCCCGCCCCUCCCCCGCCCCCCCCGCAGGCCCCACCCCCCUUCCCCUCCCCCCCCCGCGGGCGCCACCAGGACAAGGAGUUCACGGUGCAGAUCAAAGACGAGGAGGGGCUCAAAUUGACCUUCCAGAAACAUCGCCUGGGGCCCAACGGGGCCGCGCGGGGGCCACCCCCCAAAAAGAACAGCAAGAAGCUGGUGGAGCUGGAGCUGCGCUGCCUCGAGGGGCUCCGGGACCCCCGGGGGGACCCCGAGGGCGUGGUGGCCGCCCCUCCCCCGCCCCGCGGCGACGGCCCCGAGUUCGCCGAGCCCCGGCUGCUCCCGUUCGUGGAGCAGCGGCGGGAAAAGUGGCACCGGAAAAAGUUCCUCCCCUCCCCCCCCUCAGGUUUGGACCUUUCCAAGAUGGUGGCGCUGAUGGGGGGCGGGGCCAGCGGCGCGGGGGGUGUGGCCUCGCCGUCCUUGGCCCCGCCCCCGCACUUCCGGCCCGAAGCGGAAGAGGAAGCGGAAGCCGGAAGUGGGUGCUGCCCCCUGCUGGCCGACCCCAUGCUGCCGCCCACUUCCGACUCGGAUUAAGCCCCGCCCCUUUUCCUGCCGGGGCCACGCCCCCUCCCCAUAUUUAUAUAAAUAUGUAAAA